Fusarium coffeatum is the source of this 1680-nucleotide messenger RNA. RefSeq lists its product as uncharacterized. The record is from RefSeq and is a predicted model, not a curated record. Lineage: Eukaryota; Fungi; Ascomycota; Sordariomycetes; Hypocreales; Nectriaceae. Gene Ontology annotation, cellular component: nucleus. The transcript has 3 exons. The coding region runs from base 1 to 1680 and encodes 559 amino acids. Gene Ontology annotation, molecular function: sequence-specific DNA binding; DNA-binding transcription factor activity. Gene Ontology annotation, biological process: positive regulation of transcription by RNA polymerase II.
AUGAACCAAACUCAUCACCAGCAAUCAGAAAUGUAUUACCCUCAGUAUCAGACGCAACAGUACAACCCAUAUCCUUAUCCUACGAAUGGUGCCCAUACUCCCGCUGUCUCCACUCCUAUGCCCGGGCCUCAGAAUGUACUGCCGGUACCUUCGGCCCUGAGCAAUCAAGGAGCCAUGCCACAGGCCGCUUAUAGCAACAAUGCUCCCGCUGGUAACUUCGACACAACCGGACAGCACAACCCCCCAGGCAUGAAGCCUAGAGUCACAGCGACUCUUUGGGAGGAUGAGGGUAGCUUGUGUUUUCAAGUUGAAGCCAGAGGUAUCUGUGUCGCACGUAGAGAAGAUAACCACAUGAUCAACGGAACAAAGCUAUUGAAUGUCGCUGGCAUGACCCGAGGACGUCGAGACGGUAUUCUAAAGAGCGAAAAGGUCCGACAUGUUGUGAAGAUUGGUCCCAUGCACCUGAAGGGCGUUUGGAUCCCAUACGACCGCGCCCUGGAUUUUGCGAACAAGGAGAAGAUCACUGAACUUCUGUACCCUUUGUUUGUCCAUAAUAUUGGUGCUCUCCUAUACCACCCUUCCAACUCCAACAGGACUAGCCAAGUGAUGGCUGCCGCUGAACGAAAGAAGAACGAAGCAAUUGUCGGCAACCGGUCAUUACCCUCGCUUGUUCAGCCGCAUCACCAGAUGAUGCCUGGAAUGCCCACUGGAUACGCCCCUCAGCAGCCUCUAACGAACGGACAUCAAUCCAUGACAAACACCCCUCAGCCUCUCACCAACGGUUCCCAGCCUCCCAUGAAUGGGCCCCAAACUCCCAUGAAUGGCUCUCAGCCACCUAUGCAGAAUGGAGCUGGUAUGCUGAAGCGAGUGCGCGAUGAUGAUGAUGAAUUGCACCGUUCUGCUCCUAAUGGGCAUGACCCCAUGAACAACAUGCAUGGAAUGCCUAACGGAUAUCCCCACCAAUCCCCUCUCGGAAGCGUUCACCAACCUCCCAUGCAGAACGGAGGUGAACUAAAGCGAGGCCGAGAUGAGCAUGAUGACAUUCACAGAUCAGGCCCCAACGGACACGAUCCUAUGAACAACAUGUCUGGCAGUAUGCCUAGCCUUCCAACAUAUGCUCCCCCGCCUCUGCAGAAUCUUCAUCAGCCCCUUUCUAAUGGCGAUGGUGGCAUGCUUAAGAGAGGCCGAGACGAUGAUGACGAUGUCCACCGGUCAAGCCCCAAUGGUCAUGAUGCCAACGGCAAUUUCGAGAUCAAGAGACGCAAGACCGAGACGUCAACUUCAAGCGAUAUGCUACCUCAAUCGCCCUACUACACUCUGUCCACCAACGGAGCAUACCAAGGUCCUAUGAUGAACGGCAUGAACCCUUAUAAGCGACGGGACGAUGAAGCCGAGACGCCUCGACCAGGACCAAACAUGAACGACAUGAACAACUUCGAUCUGAAGCAGCGACACAAGACCAUGGAGUCGAGCGUCCCUGCUCCUCAAUACGACGCAAUGAACAGGCCUCACUCCAGUAUUGGAAACUCUCCUGCGUACGCUCCUGCUCCUGGCUAUGACCAUCUUACUCGCCCUGCCUCUACCGUCGCGGUAUCUCCCUCGUAUCCUUCUGCUCCUGGGUAUGAGCUUGCGCGACCCGCUGGGACUAACGUUCCCAGAAGGCAGCAGUCCUUUGGAUAA